Molecule: messenger RNA, 532 nt
Organism: Schistosoma turkestanicum
Lineage: Eukaryota; Metazoa; Platyhelminthes; Trematoda; Strigeidida; Schistosomatidae
Source: the annotation of a GenBank genome assembly
UUAUUAGAUAUUAAUUUUUUUACAAAAUAAUGUCAAUUGAUCAUUGUUCCAGUACAAGUGAUCUGAAUGAAAUAAAUGGUGAUCCACAUAGAAUAUGGUUAGGCUGUCUUCCAACACGUAUUACAGAAUUUGCAAUUUUACAAUUAGCUAAACAAUUCGGUGAAUUAUCUGAUUUUCAUUUUCCUGUACAUAAAACUGGUGAUUUACAAGGAUCUACAAUUGGUUAUUGUUUUUUAACUUAUAAAUUAGUGGAUGAUGCUAAGAAAGCAUGGAAAACAUUAGAUGGUUUAAAUUUUCAUGGACAUUCUUUAGUGGCUAGACCAGCUCGACCAACACGUGAUGAAUUAACCAUUGCACAACGUGCAUAUGAUGAAGCUUCUAAAUUUAGAAUAAUGGAAGAGACAAUACAACGUGAAGCACAAUUAGCAGCUGUAAUGUCUAUAUGUGAUUCUACAAAUAAUAUACAACAAUCUAAUUAUCCUAUGGAAGAUUUAUCCAAUGUAACAAUGAUUUCUGAUGAACAACUAAUGAA